Molecule: messenger RNA, 13165 nt
Organism: Pantherophis guttatus
Lineage: Eukaryota; Metazoa; Chordata; Lepidosauria; Squamata; Colubridae
Gene: IGLON5
Product: IgLON family member 5
Source: RefSeq, a predicted model, not a curated record
AGAUGCAGCAAGGCUGGCGGGUUGAAUGCGAGAGCCAGCCCGUACCUUCCUCCGCCGUUCCCCCCCCUUCCCCUCUUUUUCUGCCGCUCCUCCUGCCGCGGCUGCAGAAUUCCCCCUCAUCUCCAUCCAGGACCACAGCCGGAGAGAUGAACCGCGUCCUGCUGGCAGCGCUGCUCUUUAAGAUGAGCAUCCUUUUGCUCUCGCAAGGGCUGCUGGUUCGAGGUGCAGAUUUCAGUCAGCCAGCUGACAAUUACACAGUUUGCCAAGGGGACAACGCAACGCUAAGCUGCUACAUAGACCAACAGGUGACGCGUGUGGCUUGGCUGAACCGUUCCAACAUCUUGUAUGCUGGCAACGACAAAUGGUCCAUUGACCUGCGAGUGCAGCUACUACAGUACAGCCCCUCUGAGUUCAGCAUCAUGAUCAGCCACGUCGAUGUGUACGAUGAAGGGCUCUACACAUGUUCGUUCCAGACCCAGGACAAGCCUCACACCUCGCAGGUGUACCUCAUCGUAUAUGUUCCAGCUCGGAUCGUGAACAUUUCCGCAGCUGUGACGGUGAAUGAAGGAAGCAAUGUGAAUUUGCUGUGCCUGGCAGUGGGAAAACCGGAACCGACGGUAAUUUGGCGACAGCUGAAAGAUGGAUUCACCAGUGAAGGAGAGUAUCUGGAAAUCUCAGAGAUCAACCGAGAACAAGCUGGGGAAUAUGCAUGCAUCACAGCAAACGGGGUCUCAACACCAGACAUCAAACACGUCCUUAUCACAGUCAAUUAUCCUCCAAUCAUCACGGAUGUCAAAGAUUCCCGCCCCUUGAUAGGAAAGACAGCCCUCUUGCGCUGUGAAGCCAUGGCUGUGCCCGCUGCGGAAUUUCAGUGGUUCAAAGAUGACAAGCACAGAUUAAUUAGUGGCUCGGAUGGACUUCAGAUCCAGAACGAACGCACACGCUCCAUAUUGCUCUUCACAAAUGUUACCGUUCGACAUUACGGAAAUUACACCUGCCUGGCUUCUAACAGCUUGGGCUCCUACAAUGUCAGCUUACGGCUUAUCAGACCGGGUUCUCUGGACAAUGUAGCGGUGGCCAGCACAGAACCUCCUGUCCUUUUGGGUUUGCUGUCAUCUGUUUUUGUGACUCUGUUGUUUAAGAUUUAGGGCGCCUGGGAAACGAUGCAGAACAAGGAAACGGAAACAGGUGAAAGGGAAAGAAUCCAAGAGAGGGGGAGAAAGAGAGAGGAAGAUAUCUCUACUUUCUGGAGAGGAAAAAAAAAUGAAGAAAGAAAGAGGGAGAGAGAGAGAGAGAGAAAUGAAAUUUAUCAAGAACCCAUCACUGUGAGGGAUAGAAGAAAACAAACAAACAAAAACGACAACAAAAAAUAUGCAUUUGUUUCUACCGCCAUUUCUCUUCACCCUUCAUCUCAGACACUUUCGGUUGAACUACUUGUGGUUUAACACAACUACAAAGACACAGGGCUCUAACAGUGGAUGGCAACGCAACAAUCCCCCUUCUCCUCCAGCUCUGCGAUUUUAAUAGAGAGAUCUCCUCCUCUUCCUUGGGCCAGUUGGCCUUCUGAAUGCACGGAACCUGGAAUGUUGAUUCCACAAAAGGGUUGUUUGAUUGUUAUCGCUUUUAUUAUGAUUAUUAAUUUUCUUUGGGGUUGUUGUUGGUUUGGGGGAUUUUUUUUUUUUUUUGCUCUUUUUUUUUUUUUCUGGUGGACAUUUCUCACCAGGAGGUUCCUUUUCUUUUUUCUUUUUUUGGUUAUUUACUAGGUUGAGAAUCUUGACAUUCAUUUAACCAGGUUAUUUCAGGUGGUGUGGGCCAGUUUAGCAGCCAAGGACCAGGCAGAGACUCAAUAAUUUUGGUUAGGUCUCGCAGCCUGGGCUUUGUCCUUGUCGGUGUCCUCACGAGAAACAUUGGCAACUUCAAGUUCAACUCAACGCAUGAAAGUGGUCCAACGUUCUGCACUUGGGCUGCAUCUCGGUGACCUGCAAGAUCCUCUUUGCUGCCAUCUCAGCAUCUUUGGAAGACAGAUGAAAGAAAUCUGCAUUUUUCAGGCAUGGCAUUUAAGCUAUCGGGGUAAGAAUGACUCCUGCCAAUGAUUGCUAGAGGUAACUUUCUGUUGUCUAGAGACAAAGACUAAAAAAAAAUAGGAACAAAUGGUCUAGCUCUUUGACCAUCCUGGAAAUUUUCUUGCUUUUUACCUUUGGGGUGGGGGGGGUAUAUUAUUUGCUGGAAAACCGUGGCUUGGGACAUCUGCCAGCUGUUUAAUUCGCUUCCGUUUUCCUUUCUUUCUUUUCUUUUGCACUUUUCACAAAACCUUUUCCCUACUCCCGGCAAGUCAUGUCACUCUGUCACACAACCAGCUGACUUAACGGUUUCUCACUCGGUGGUCAAUUUCGUAACAAAACAACCGUGCCCUGAAAGGUUUUCCAUAUUUCUGUCUCUGUUCUGAUUUUUUUUAAAAUUUUAUUUUCAUGUCCUUGUGAGAAACACUCUUCAGGUUCUUUUUUUGUCGAUUGCACUUUGGAAUACGGGAUCACAGGUGUGCUUACUCACACAUUUUCAAACAACUGGGUGUGCGCGGUAGAGCUUAGAAAUCGGUAUCUAGAGAUAGCAUGCAAAAAUUUAAAUGCUCGUCAUUGAAACCUGACAGUGAGUUUCAAAUUUUUUUACUACCGGUUCUGUGGGUGUGGCAGGGAAAGGAUACUGUAAAAUCUCCAUUCCCUCCCCGCUCCAGGGGAAGGAUACUGCAAAAUCCCCAUUCCUUCCCCAGUCCAGGGGAAGGAUACUGCAAAAUCUCCAUUUCUUUCCGAUCAGUUGGGACUCGGGAGGCAGAGAAUAGAUGGGGGCGGAGCCAGUCAGAAUUUUUACUACCGGUUCUCCGAACUACUCAAAAUUUCCGCUACCGGUUCUCCAGAACUGGUCAGAACCUGCUGAAACCCACCUCUGCUCGUCAUCCUUCAAGUUGCAAAGAUAAACUUAAGAGGGUGUCAACCGAUCUUCUGCUAACAUAACAAGCCCAAACUCCUUUCUUAUUAUGGUAGGUUACUUAUACUUAUCAUGGUAGGUUUGUAAAGUAACACCUUUAAGGUUGAUAAUGGCCGUAUUCACACCAUCUCUUUAACCAACGUUAUUAAAUUUAUGCAUUUUCUCAUGUUGCGCAAUCUAUCAAACCCUAAACAUAUCCUAAGGGCCUGGUUUCAUGCAAGAUCUAAAAGAUAUAGCCAGGGCUGAAACUCACCUAGCGUAGCAUUCUGCGUGAAUGUAGGCAAUAGGUCCUUAUCAAACUUGGUUAAAUAUGUCGUGUGAAUGCAGUCAACAUGUUGCCUUCCCCAAGAGAAGAUGGUUGGAAGUGGAAGAUAUCUAUGUGUGGCAAAUGUGCUUAUCCUACUUUUGCAUCUGGAUAUAGUUUGACAGGUUUCUGCCUUUAAGAGAUUGAAAUUCCAGGUAACAGAAGACAAAUGGCUGCUGCUAAAAACCGGAGUAAGAUGCAUGAGACAAGGUCUGUCAAGCAAAGAUGGAAUUUCUUCCAUAAAUCUUCUUAGUAUUGCUUUCCUCUGGCUCCGUUCACACAACAUAGGUAGCCUAGUUACAGCAUUUAUCCAUGUUCUGGGUCUAUAAUGCAAGUGAACUCAGUGGACUGGGUUCACACAAUGGGCCAGAUCAUUUAUUCAAAAAAACACAAAACCAACAAACCAUUAAACCAAGAUCAAAAGUUACCAAAGUUGGCAUGUUGUAUGAAUACUGUCCACUAGAAGUGUAAACUGAACUAGUUUUGAGUGUUGGGUGGAGCCAGGCAUCAAACUCUUGUGCUAAAUUUCUCUCUGUGUGUAGAAAGGAAUUGCUUAUCUCCAGGCGGAAAGAAGACGAGGUAGAAAAAUUCCUACCGCAAGUAUGAAGCUCUUAGAGAGGUUCUGUUUUAGAGGCAGGGAAGUUUGGGAAGAAGUAGAAAACUUUCUCUUGAGGUCCUUCUGGGCUGGAUGAGUGGAUAUUUCUCACCCUGGGCCACUUUCAAACACGUGGAUUUCAACUUGCUAGCUGGGGAAGUCUGGGAGUUGAAAUCCACCAUCUGAAAGGGGCCAAGGUUGAGAAUUAACUGCUUCACAGGGCAGCUCUGUAUCCCAGAUAAAUUUUACGUGUAAAUCGAACGAAUUAAAUCCCCAACCUAUUCCAGUUCUGUCAUCAGAAAUUGGUUAUUUUUUUUUUCAAUACAAUAUUAUAUGUCCUCCUAACAUAGCACAAGUAGUACAAGAGCACCAUUUCUGAAUAUGCUAGGAGGAUAAAAAUGCACCAGGAAUGCAUCUUUUAUAUAUAUAUAUUCCGGUUUAUAUAUAUAAUCUCGGAUGUUUUCCCGCGUCAUUGUAAAUAAAUUGGUUAAAAUGUUUAAAAUUCUGGUUAAAAUCCCAGCUUAAAAUCUUCUAAAAAUCCUUACAGAGCAAACCAAAAACCCAGUUGCCUCUUGAAAAAAAGUACCUUUGGAACAGUGGUGAAAUCCUGCCGGUUUUGUCCGGCUCGUGCGAACCGGUAGUGGUGGUGCAUGGUUCGGUGAACUGGUAGCGGUGGCAGUAUGAGUCUCCACCCACCCGCCCAGAUAUUGUUACUUCCUGGUUUUAACCAGGAAGUUACUCAUUUUUGACCCUCUGAGCAUGUGCAGAAGGCUUUGUGCAUGCGCAGAGGGUCAAAAAUCAGAAGUGACGAUGGCGCAUGCACUUCCGAACUGGUAGGGAAGGUAAGUAGAUUUCACCCCUGCUUUGGGACGAUUAUGCUAUUAUGGGUUUUUUUUUGUAGUACUACACAUCGCUGAUGGAAAAAGAGGUGAAGAAGGAAUUGCGGGGAAAUGCAGCCGUGCAUUUUCUGUAAAGUAUCCUCAAUCCUUUACCCACCGUUGACCAAAAAGUGAAGAUGUGUUCACAGAUUUUUAUUUCGACAGCAUAGGAUCGAAAGCUUCCGGUUUUCCUAACAGCUUUGUGUCUGUUUCUAAGAUAAAGCGUGCGAAAUAUGCAAAAAAAAAAAAAAAAAAAGAAAUUAUGGGAAUGUAUAGUAUUUGCACCAUUUAUUUAAGUUGUUGUUACACCUCCGCUUUUCUCGACCCUAACAUUUGAUUAGCAUUAUGCAGGUAUCUGAUGUUCGGUUCGUAUUUAAACACAGAUUAUGUGCAGCUCAAAUGCAGCUUUGUAAAAACCACCGUGAGAGAAAUAUCAUUGGAUGGGAUCAUGUCAGUAGAAGUCAAGAAAAGCUCUGGGCUUUUCCUUUGACAAAGCCAGGAUAACUAUGAAAAUAGACUAAGGAUUUUCAUGUUGCUGAAUGUCUAAAAGCGCUGAUAGAGAACUUUUGAUGGGGCUUGGCAUGCCAAAAAUUUGGAAAAUGCCUAACUUGACACGUGUUCCCCAGUGGUGGGUUGCUCCCGGUUCACACUGGUUUGGGAGAACCGGUAGUAGCGUCGGCGGGAGGCUCCGCCCACCUGCCCGGAAGUCAUCAAAUAUGCUGUGCGCAAAUGCAGAAGCUUCUGUGCAAAACCUUCUCUGGGCUUUUGAAUUUGAGCUUGUAUUCUGAUUGGUUGUCAGACUCCCAUGGGGCCAUGCACGGUUGUGUUUUUGAGUCCCGAGCUUGGUUGAGCCUUGCUGGGUGAUGAUAUAAUGAAGGUGCUUUGGGCAAUUCCUAUUAUGGCUCUGCCUGAAGGAGGUAGAUCUUUGUGAUGUAGAAUAGACUGGCCCAGGCCUUAAUGGCCCGUUGACAAAGGUGGGGGGGCUGAGUUUCUGCCUCUCUUUUAGGGGAAAUAUUCUGCCCUUUUAAUAUUUCCUAAAAUAUCUCAUUUUCCUAGGAGAGGGGAGGACUGGGUGCUAACUUCCUACAGGAGGAAAGAGACGUGUCAACAUUUCAACCUGCAUUUACUCUAGUGCUGACAUAAGGAGAAGCGAAUGCAUCUGGAAAGGGACGUUUGACUUUUCACCUACUUAUUUUCCCUGGAGAUAAUAUCCCCUAGGAAAUGAGAUGGGAGGGGGGAAAUUCCUUUGAGCUGGAAUAGAUUAGGGGUAGAAUGACUUGGAAGAUGGCCAAUGUGUGCAGGGAAGUGGGGAACGGAAAGGGAGGGUUUGGGGGCUGGAAGUCAGUGUUGGCUUCGAUUGGAGUCGGGUUAGAAUGUCGUGCUUAAUAAAUAGGAGUUUUUUUUCAAAGACUUUGUUUGAAAUGCAAUUUAUUUGAGACGACCUCGAAACUUGACAAGACGAACAAGACGUUUCCCGUCUCAUCCAAGAAGUUUCAUCAAGGCUUCACUGAUGAAUUUUCUUGGAUAAAAAGCACAAUGCCUUUUUCUUCUUUCCCAAGGGGAAAAAAACAACACUUCAGUUGCCUUUUGAGAAAAGCAUCUUUGAUUCAAGAACGGUUGUUGUUGGUGGGUUGGUGAAUGCUGGUGUGUCACCCAAAAACAUGGCGUGUCACCAGUGGUGGAUUGCUACCGGUUCUCCCCGGUUCGGGCAAACCAGUAAUAGCAAUUUGAUGUCAUCAAAUACACUCUGCGCAUGUGCAGAGCGCGAGCGAACCGGUAACCAAGAUAAGUGAAACCCACCACUGCGUGUCACCUUUGACACGCGUGUCGUAGGUUCUCCAUCACUGCCCCAAGUCCUGUCUCCUGGGCCCUCUCCUCAACUAGCAAAACUUACACAAAGAAAGUUUGGCUUUUAAAAUGGGGUAAAGUUAUGCAAAACUUUAGUUAGUUUUGCAGCGUUUGUGGAGGUAGUGAAACCCCAGCUUUUUCCUGGUUCUCACCUUAUUACGAAAUUUCAGGCAUUUGGGGAAGUGGAUAGUAGAAGGAACUGUAGAAAUAAUCAAGAAUGUGCACUUUCCCAGGAAAAGCCACUCUCUGCAAUGGUUGAGCAAAACCGCCCAUUCAGUUUGAUGGUACUACAGAAUCCGGUUCUUCCAGGAGUUUGGCAGGUGCAUGUCCAGCUUUCCCUCCUCUCUUUAUUAUUACCUUUAUUAGGCAAUUAUUGUUAUUCAGCUUUCCUUAGCCUGACCAUGUUGGUUGAGCCAGAUGAGCAUUAUAAUGCAACGCAUCUGGAGGUUUCAGAUUUGGGGAAAAUUCUUGUGAUUGCAAGAUAUACUGAAGAGCAGGGCGUAAAGGAGAACAGAAUCCAGAAAGGAAAUCGGGGUGAAAAUUGGAGAUGCUGUAACUAGAGGUAAUCCUCAACUUACAACAGUUUAUUUAGUGACCGUUCCAAGUUAACGGCGUCAUUGAAAAAAGUGAUUUAUAACCAUUUUUCACACUUAAUGACCGUUGCAGCAUCCUUAUGAUCACAUGUUCAAAAUUCAGACACUUGGCAACUGAUUCAUACUUAUGGUGGCUGCAGUGUCCCAUGGUCCCAGGUGAUUCUUUUUUGCUACCUUCUGACACAUAAAGUAAACGGGGAAGCAAUAUUUAACAACUGUGUUACUAACUUAACAACUGUAGAGAUUCACGUAACAGCUGUAGAAAAAAAAGGUCAUAAAAUGGGGCAAAACUCACUGAACGACUGUUUCACUUAGCGAUGGAAAUGUUGGGCUCAAUUGUGGUCAUAAGUUGAGGACUACCUGUAUGCUUUCAGCCACAAAGGGAAAUAUAUAGCUCGUGGCUCCGUUGCUUAAGUCUAAGCGUUUUUUUCUAAGGGAAAAAAAAAAAUCUGGUUUGAACUGGCAGCUCUCCAAGACCGUGGUCAUUUGCAUACAUAAGGAUUAGGUCUGUAUUUACUGAUAAAGCUCCAGGAGAUUUGCAAUAGGUCACAGGGAUUUCUGACUUCAGCAUUUUUAAUGCUAGAACAUUAAAGGAAAAAAAGACAAAAGUGACAGUAAGGCAGGCCUGAAGUUAAACUGAUCCAAUAAAGAAAGUUUGAAACAGCCACGAGGAUGUUGGAUGUAUGGAUGUAAUAGGUCAGUGAUGGCUAAGCUUUUCCGGACCAAAUGCCCAAAGCGCGCGCGCAUGUGUGCAUGCAAAUACACAUGUGUGCCUGAACCCCCAAAAUGUAAUGCGUGUGCAGCCCCUGCACACACGCUCCCCACGCAUGCACACACGGGCCCUUGCACACGCCACACACCCCGCGCAUGCAUGGCAGAGACCUGAAGACCAAGUGGCCAGCAGGAGGCUCGGGCACAUGCACAGCGGAGCUGAACUGGGGCGACGGCUCGUGUGCCAUCAGAGAGGGCACUGCGUGCCACCUCUGGCACGUGUACCAUAGAUUCGCCAUCAUGGUAGUAGGUGCUUUAUUCGGUUCAGAAUGCGUCUUUUGCAGACACAGAGGACUUUUGCUCUGACGUCUGGAUCUUGUUGUUUUGAGGACUAGAACAAAGAAGACUUGUAAAUCUGAAAUCCGCCCACCCAAGGUUUAGAUUACUACCAUAUAAGGUGUCCUCACUUAAUGAGGACAACUGUUCAAAGUUACAACAGACACACCACACAGAAGGUACUUACGAUCUGAUAUAUUUGUUGUUGUUGCCAGUUCUGGUGUUGGCUGAGUUCUGAUGAAAAAUGUCUAUAGGAAUGAAUGGGCUUGCUUUAUGACUAGCACGUUUGUUUUACAACCGCUGCAAAACAGGUUGUCAAAUCAGGUCGGUCAGGUGGCUGUCUGGAUUGACAACUGUUACGACUUUAACGGUAGAAAUUCGGUAUUUCGUUGUGGGCGUAAAUUGAGGGCUGCCUGUAUUUCUUUUGAGCUAUUGAGCUAUUUUCUUGCAGAAGAGGAAAGUGGAAAAGGAGAAUUAAUUGUGACAGUGAUGAUUCUGCUCAGUAUUGCUUUUAUAUUAGCACAGGUGGAUUGGGCCUUUGGACAUCUCGGUCGUUCAGAAUACAACCUCUGUAUAGAUUAGAACAGGGGUGUCAAACCCGAUUUCAUUGAGGGCCGCAUUAGCGUUGUGUUUGACCUCAUGGAGCUGGGGUGGGUGUGGCCAGGGUGGGCGUGGCCAUCUUGACAUCACACAUGUCGGGGGGGAGGGCUGUGGUGGCCCGAGUCCUCUGUCAGCGAAAACGGGCUUCCGAGCUCCAUUUUCGCUGGCCAAGGCAUCGUGGCCAGUCCUUCGCUCUUUCCAGGGCAUUCCCGUGAGUCAGAUCUAAGCACCCCGUGUGCCUUGACACCCCUGGAUUAGAACUUCACAAAGUGAUUUAGUAAAGCUAUGAUAACGUAUCUUAUUGUUAUUUCAUUUUUGGUGACCCAGAAAGAAAGGAUGGAGAAGCCCCUGGUUAUAAACCACAGAUCUCAUAAACUUUGGCCAGUAUUAUUUUUAGUCCUUGGACAGGUCAAAAGGUAAGGUUGCAACUGCAUGAUUCUUGACUGUUUUAGUAUCCCAGUGCAGUGGUGAAAUCCUAAUUUUUAAACUACCGGUUCUGUGGGCGUGGCUUGGUAGGCGUGGUGUGGCUUGGUGAGUGUGGCUUGGUGGGUGUGGCUUGGUGGGCGUGGCAUGGGAAGGAUACUGCAAAAUCCCCAUUCUCUCCCCACUCCUGGGGGAAGGAUAUUGCAAAAUCUUCAUUCCCACCCCACUCUGGGGAGCGCCAGAGGUGGUAUUUGCCGGUUCUCUGAACUACUCAAAAUUUCCACUACCGGUUCUCCAGAACCUGUCAGAACCUGCUGGAUUUCACCCCUGUCCCAGUGGAUGUCCCAAGGUGUCAGAGAUCAUGAAAAGUAUCUUCUGAAGUAAAUUCCAUAGGAUAAACAGUAGCAACCAAGAAAAACAAAAAUAAAUAAUUUCCAAUUAUUGCACCAGAAUUGUGUACUGAGACACCUUCCCUGACUGUUCACUACCGUAAUUACACAGGAGAAGAAUAGUGACACCAAUACAUGAAGAUACUUCCAUCUGAGUGAAUGUGGUGGAUUUACGGAGUUUUUUCCCGACAGAAAAUGGAUUCAGUUUAAGAAAUGAUUCCGUGAAAGACAUCCUCGCUGGAUAAGUCAGACUCUUUGUGACCAAAUUCUCCAAGAGGAAAUUCUCCUGUGUUCUGUAGUUGUGUCCCUAAAAUCACAAAGAACUGAACUGAAUCUGUAGGAGACCUUCCUCAACUGAUACCCAAUAUAGUCAGUUUCACCAGCUAUUAGCUUACACUGUGGGGGGGGGAAUAAAGACAUCUAAUUAAGCUCAGCUUCUGGUAAAGGCAUUCAUGGGCUUAUCUUGGCCACAACACAGAAGUGGUUUAUAAUUGCCUUCUUCCAGAAUUCAAUGUAUUUGUUUAUGGUGACAGACCAAAGAAAUCCCCCUAUUUUUUUUUUCUCUCUCUCUCUCUAACGAAUAGCCCUGGAAAUCUCAGGUGGUCCUUCAUUCAAGUUCUACUCAGGAACAACCCAGCUUAGCUUUGGAAACCAUCGACUCACAGAGAGUUGGUGCUGCUGUUUGCUUGAGGAAUGGCAUGGAUUAAGAAAAGCUACAAUCUUAAACAUGUCUAUGGAGAUUCUCUGUCAUCCAGGUCAUGGCUUUCCCAAAGGUGCUUUUUUCAAGAGGCAACUGGACUUUCUGGUUCUUCUUUGAAGAUGUUUCGCUUCUCAUCCAAGAAGCUUCUUUAGCGCUGACUGAAUGGCAAAGAACGAAGGAGCUUCUUGGAUGAGAAGUGAAAAAUCUUCAAAGAAAAAACAGAAAUCUUAAGCAUGCCUACUAGGGAGUUACUUCUGCACGGAUGUACGUAAGUUUAUGUUAUAAGGGAAGAUGCAGUAAGUGAGGAGGAGAACAGUCCAGGUGAAUAACCGUUCAUCUCUUCAGAUAGCCAUGUUUUCUCCCAUCCCUUCCUUCCUCCAUGAAACGUCUCUACUUAUGAGAAAAGGAGACAAUUACAGCAUCACCCAGAUUUUCUACAUCUUUUGGUCUGUCAUUGGCUUUCCAUGAGGUUAAGUCUUUCCUUCUGUUGUUUUUUGAAACCAAGUUAAAAGGGGAAAGCUGCCAUGACAGGAAUAUCUGCCUUUGAUGUGGAUCCUCACCCUAGACUGGUAUUUCUCAAUUCUAGUCCAACCCCCUGCUCAAGCAAGAGACCCUAUACCCGUGAUGGCGAACCUAUGGCAUGCGUGCCACAGGUGGCACACAGAGCCAUAUCGGUGGGCAUGCGAGCUCAACUCUGGCACUCAUGUGCGCGCCAGCCAGCUGGUUUUCCGGCCUUCUGGACUCACUGGAAGUUGGCAAACAGGCCAUUUCCGGCCUCUGGAGGGCCUCCGACUGGUGGGGAAGGCUGUUUUUGCCCUCCCCAGGCUCCAGGAAAGCCUCUGGAGCCUGGGGAGGGCAAAAAACGGGCCUACUGGGCCCACCAGGCCAUCUCAUGCCAAAAGCAGGAGGAGUGCGGAGGGGUCACGCACACAUGCGUGGAGCGGGCGGGGUGCAUAGAAUUAUGGAUGUGGGCAGACACGCACGCGACCCCCCCUCCCCCCGCUUUUGGCACGCAAUGGGAAAAAGGUUAGCCAUCACUGCCCUAUUCCCUUUCAGACAAAUGGCUGUCCAAUCUCUUCUUAAAAACAUCCAGGGAUGAAGCACCCACAACUUCUGAUUCCACUGGUUAAUUGUUCUCACUAUUAGGAAGUUUCUCCUUAGUUCUAGGUUAGUUUCCAUCUAUCGUUUCUUGUCUUGCCUUUCAGUGUUUUGGAAAAUAAGUUGGAGUACAACUUGAUAGACAAUGGCUUGUGUUUUAUACCAGAUGUGAUGGAAUAUAAACUUGAGUCUGGGAAUGAGGAGCAAGCGGUUAAGGGCAAAGGAGUUCAGAAAAGAUUACUCGGUCCUGGGAAAGAAGAAAACAUGAGCAAGAAGCUCAGACUAGCCCUGCCUUGAUUUUGUUUGGUGUAAGAUGGAGUAGAGAAAAAUUCUGGCAGUCUUCAAGAUUCUGCAUUACACCCCGCAAGAGUAUUCCUCAAAGCCCUCCCUCCCCUCCUUGGUUUCGUGACCUUCCCUAAGUUGAAGAGCUGACAUCAGGCACCCAUGGCAACUGCCUGGAUUUAUGUUACCAAGUCAAUAGUGUUCCUUAAUCACAGGUCUGUGAUUGAACUGCCAUGGCUCGUAACUGUUGGCAGUUUUGCUUCCAUCUCUCAGAAGAGGCGAAAGGUGUUUUGCAAAAAGCAAUGAGUAGGGCAAGCAUCUCCUUGAUCAAUGGCAGAAUCCAUAACUUUCUUCUGAAAUAGUCUCAGUGCUGUGAACGUUUUUAUCAAUAGAUUCCGGCUUAGCUCACGCUGAUGGGGAUGUCUUGGCCAUUUUUUUUUUUUAAUCGCCUACUUCCCCCAUGAAAUGCAACGUUCUUAUACUUUCUCCACCAUUGAUUGAUGGGAAUGGAGAAGGAAGCUCAGAUUUCCUCCACUGGAAAAGUACUCAGGAUUGAAGGAUGAUAACUAGGAUGUUUACAGUGAACAGCAAGGUGUGACAAUCUCCUUCAGGUGGUGGUGGGAUUCUAUUGUCAAUUUGAUGACAUUUCUAAGCAUUGUUAUAUUUUAUGAUCAGAUGGGAGGGUGUCCACAUUUCCAGAGACAUGCAAGACUUUGAAGGGAAAUUGACCCUCCCUUCCUUCCUUCCUUCCUUCCUUCCUUCCUUCCUUCCUUCCUUCCUUCCUUCCUUCCUUCCUUCUUUCCUCCCUCCCUCUUUCUCUCUCUCUCAAAGGAAUGCUCUACUGUCUCUGUGGUUUGAAAUCUGUCUCCAAUUCCACCAGCCAUGACGAGGUGGGCCUGCUCUGGGCCUCUUCCUUGAAGCAGUGUCACCUAAGGGACCCAGGAGAUGUGCCUACUCUACCGUAAUCCCUCUCCGAUGAAGAACCAUUGGAGAUUUAGAUGGCCUAACCCUGUUGGCUUUCCAAAAGGCAUUAAAACCUUGGUUGUUCCCUCAGAUAUUGGGUCAGGAUGCUAACUGAGCUUGAUGGUUUGGUUGUGUUGUUGGAUGAAUGCAGCGGUGGGUUGCCCCCAGUUCAGACCGGUUCGCAAGAACCGGUAGUAAAACCGGUGGGAGGCUCCACCCACUGACCUGGAUGUCAUCAUAGGUGAUCUGCACAUAUGCAGAGUAGUGCACGCACGGGCACAAUGCAAACGGGUAGUAAAGGUAAGUAGAACCCACCCCUGGAUGAAAGUCAGCCUGAGGACAAUAACUGCAUUAUAUUAAGGUUAUCAUCGUGUUCAUUUUUUUUUUCAACUGUGGAGGUUUAUGGUUAUGGAUAUGACGUAUUGUUAGCUGUCCAGAGUCCCAGGUGUACUGUAUAUUUCUU